AUGACGACGAAACAGACGACUUUACAACGCGCCUCCCUGGUGGCAAAAUCAUCGAACACUGCGUCGACGUCGUAUUCCUCCUCUUCCUCUUCUUCCUCCUCCGCUCUCAAAGUGUGUUGUAAAGGAGGGAGAAGAAACAGACGAAUUCUGACGCAAAGGAUGCGAGCGAAAAGGACAACCGCGGGAGGGGAAGCAGACGACGAAGAAGAAGAAGAAGAAGAGAAGAACACGAUGAUGAUGCAACAACAAGAAGAAGAACAAAACAACAAUAACGAAAGAAAAUUUCACCCGCGAAUGUUUGUCCCUUUCCCGUUGUCCUGGGGAUCGGUGAAACUGGACGCGUCCGAUCCGUAUUACGAUCAAAACAGACAGAAACAGUUUUCGUCGACGGCGACGCCGAAAAUGGUGUUCAGCUCGUUCGCGUUAGCGGUGGUCGUGUUCAACGUCCCGUUCGUGGCGCAGGUUUUAGCGAAAGUGAACCCUCUGUUCAGUGGUUUUUUGAACGCGUUGUCGUACGGGUUUAACGUCCCGAUUUUCAUCAAGUGUUCGACGGCGAUUUUUAAGAUUUGCGUGUUGUGCGUGGUCGUGAGCAAGUUGAUUUUGAAGAAACGUUUGCCGUUGGAAACGCCAGUGGUGGUGAGUAAAUUAGCGUUUAACGUUUUGUUGCCGUGUUAUUUGUGCACGAGAGUCGCCGGGACGUUAACGAAGACGCCUUUGAACCAAUCGCUGAUGGUGUUGCCGUUUGGCGCGUUGUCGCAAGUCAUCGCCGGGACGAUUUGUGGGGUGGUGUUGACCAAAUUAGUCGUAACGAUGGCCUCGUUACAGAAGAAGAAAAGUAGUGGGGGUGGUGGUAAUAGAGCGAGCAAUAACAACAACUCGAUAUCGGCGGCGGCUAUCGAUAUCGAGUGUAAAGACGACGUGAUGCCACGUUUAGGCUUAGCCGCGUGCGCGUUUGGGAACACGUUUACGCUACCGCUCGUGUUCUUGACCGAGGUUUUAGGCGCGGCUAAUGCAGAUGUCAUUGCGGGGUACAUCGCUUUAUAUUUAGUCGGUUGGACGCCUUUGUUAUGGACGGUUGGGUUCUUAAUCAUUGCCGGUCCAGCCAUGAGCGACGCCAUCGUGCGAGAGAAGAAUCCGGUGAAGAAAUGCGCCUUGCAAAUCCGAGAAACCGGGAAACGAAUCGUGAACGAAUUAGCCAAUCCGCCGUUUUUGGCGAUGGUUUUAGGGGUCAUCAUUGGUACCAACGCGCCUUUGAGAGAGUUUUUGGUGCCUGGGGCGAAAGCGUUCGCUGCUUCUACUUCGUCGGGAACUUCCAUCGCAACUAUCGCCCCUCUGGAAUUCUCAUUCAUCGCCGGCGUGGCCAAGGCUAUUUACGAACUCGCCGUUAAUAUUGGCGCCGCCGCAUUACCGAUGCAAAUGCUCGUCUUAGCCGCCUCGCUCGUUAAAGUGAAGAAGGAAGAUUUAAUCGAGCAAGAAGUCAUCAACGACGCCGCGGACGACGACAUUUUCCGAGCAGAAGACGCGUCGUGGAUAACGGGGAAAACCAAAGCUUCUUUUCUCAUCGAAAAAGCGACUGAAAUCGUCACCAACAUCCGAAAAGGAUUAGUCAUGGACGCUCCAGACUUCAAAGCCUUGUGCGUCGCCUGCGUCACGCGCUUCAUCGUUCUUCCCAUCGUCUGCGUCUCUGGAUUUCUCGCGUUGAAAAAUUUCUUUCCGCAUUUAAUUCCAAAAGACAAAAUCGCCCAAAUGGUCUUACUCACCAUGUCGUGCAUGCCUGCGGCGCAAAACUUAGUCGUCUUGGCGCAGUUAAGAGACGAAACUAGAGUGUUUGCUCCGCAAUUAGCCGGGUUGAUGUUGCGACAGUACAUCUUUGGCAUUUUGCCGUGCACGUUGUGGAUAACCGCGUUUACCAGGUUGGUGGUUUAA
Messenger RNA from Bathycoccus prasinos, 1926 nucleotides. Its product is annotated as auxin efflux carrier family. Gene Ontology annotation, biological process: endoplasmic reticulum to cytosol auxin transport. Bases 1 to 1926 code for a protein of 641 amino acids. Lineage: Eukaryota; Viridiplantae; Chlorophyta; Mamiellophyceae; Mamiellales; Bathycoccaceae. The transcript has a single exon. The record is from RefSeq and is a predicted model, not a curated record. Gene Ontology annotation, cellular component: membrane.